Molecule: messenger RNA, 3782 nt
Organism: Aphidius gifuensis
Lineage: Eukaryota; Metazoa; Arthropoda; Insecta; Hymenoptera; Braconidae
Gene: SMC6
Product: structural maintenance of chromosomes protein 6
Exons: 4
Coding region: 401-3634 (1077 amino acids)
Biological process (GO): double-strand break repair via homologous recombination
Cellular component (GO): site of double-strand break; Smc5-Smc6 complex; nucleus
Molecular function (GO): single-stranded DNA binding; damaged DNA binding; ATP hydrolysis activity
Source: RefSeq, a predicted model, not a curated record
AUUGUUUUAUUUUUUAAUAUGGUUUUGGGAACACAUGAGAGAGAAACUCCUAACGGUCGUCAUGAAGCCUGUUGAAACUCGUUUCUUUUUUCUAUAAACAAAACAGAGACGAUAAUCCAGACACAAAAGAAAAUCUGGCGGGAGGAUGAACACAGAGUUCAUUUGUUAUUCAUUAAAGACAGUUGAACAUAACAUUUUUGAUUAAAAUUAUUAUAUUUAUUGACAAGUUUACAUGACAACAUUUAAUUACAUUAUUCAAUUAUCAGUAUUUAAUUAUUUGUGAAUUAUUGUGUUGAGGUUAACUCUGAAUCUUGCAUAAUCCGGCCAAAAUUAUCACGUGUAUUUGUUGUCAGGGUCAAGAUCAUCAUUGUUUCUUAAUUAAUCAUUACAAAUAAUCAUCAUGGUUAAUCAAGAAAGAGUCAGGACCAAGAGGAAAAUUCAAGAACCACUUGAAACCGAAGUUGUCGAGCCAAAAAGACCAAGAUCUGACAUCCCAAUCAAAGGUGCAGGAAAAAUUGCUAAAAUUCUUGUACGUAAUUUUUUUUGUCAUGAGCUAUUGGAAGUUGAUUUUAAUCCAUCAGUCAAUUUCAUUGUUGGAAAAAAUGGUAGUGGUAAAAGUGCCAUUCUUGCUGCACUUACAGUUGGUCUGGGUGCUCGUGCAUCAAUUACAAGACGUGGUGAUUCACACAAAACUAUGAUUAAAACUGGAAAAACUUCAGCAACAAUCGAAAUAACAUUGACGAAUAAUGGUCCAGGUGCAUUUCAACCUGAGAAAUAUGGUGACUCAAUUAAAGUUGUUCGUACAAUCAGCUUAACAUCAUCAAGCUAUGCAUUAAAAAAUUCAGCUGGAAAAUUAGUUUCUAAAAAAAAAGCUGAUUUAGAUCAAGCUAUUAGUUUUUUAAAGAUUCAAGUUGAUAAUCCAGUCUCAGUUCUUAAUCAAGAUUCAGCAAAAGAUUUUUUACUUCAAGCAAAUUCAGCUAAAAAAUAUGAGCUAUUUAUGAAAGCAACACAACUUGAAACAAUUGGUAAUAAUUAUAAAGAAGCUUUACAAACAAGUAAAGCAUCAAAAGAACACUUGGAAGAAACUGCUAAACAAAUGAAACAUGAAAAACAACAAAUACAACAAUUAGAAUUAAAUAUAAGUCGUUUAGAUUCAGUUGAACGUGAUCAACUUUAUCUUGAACAGCUACAAUCUGAAUUACUUUGGUCAAAUGCAAUAAAAGAAGAAAAUAAAUUAAAAAUGUAUGAAAAUGAACUUGCUAAAAAUGAAGAACAACUUUCAAAUCUUUUAAAUAAUGAAAAUGCUGAAGAAACAAGAAUCAAUCAAAUUAAUAUUGAUUUGAAAGAUUUAGAUAGUCAAAAAAAAACCAUUGAAGAACAAAUAAAUAAAGCACGUGAAAAAGUACGUGAAAAACGUAUUGCACUUGAAACUGCACAAGAUAAAUUAAAUAAACAUAGACAAACAAUAAAAACUGGUAGAACAAGAAUACAAAGAAAUGAAAAUAGUUUACAACAAUUUACAGCUGCACUUAAUAGUGCUCUUGAAGGUACAGGACAAGCUGCAACUGAAAGAAAUACAUUGAUUCAAGCAAAAACUGAAGCUGAAGAAGAACAUAAAAUAAUUCAAUCAUCAUUAGUUGCACGAAAAGUUGAAGUUGAUAAUUUAGAUAAUACAAGACGUCAAAUGAAUGAAGAAAUUGCUGAUUAUAAUAAACAAUAUGAAACAAUUAACAAAAAAAUUAUGUCAUUGAAAAGUCAAUUACGUAGUUGCGAAAGUCAAAAAGGUAAUGCAUUAUCAGUAUGGCAUUCAGAUAUGCCAAGAUUUGUUAGACGUAUACAAGAAGAAGUAAGACGUGGUAGAAUUAAAAAACAACCAAUUGGUCCAGUUGGUGCAUAUCUUAAAAUACGUGAUCCACAAUGGACUCCUGCUGUUGAAAAGUUAUUAAAUAAAUCAACACUUAUGACAUUUUGUGUUGAUAAUAAUAAUGAUGCACAAGUUAUUAAAGGAUUGAUUGAAGAAGUAUUUGCUACAAGUACAAAUCGUCCAAAUAUACGUAUUUAUUGCAGUGAAUUUCUUGAUGCAGUACAUGAUAUUCGUAGUAAUCGUGUACAAUCACAAGAAUAUUCAAGUCUUUUAGAUACAAUGGAAAUAACAAAUGCUAAUGUUACAAAUUAUCUCAUUGAUUCAUUUGGUAUUGAAAGAAUAUUAUUAAUUCCAACAAGUCGAGAAUGUACUGAGAUACUUAAACAUAUUCAAACUGUACCAAAAAAUUGUUUUAAAGCAAUAACUAAAACUGGUGAUACAUUUUAUCCACAACCACAAUAUAGAACUUAUGGUGGUAGUGUACGUAGACCACAAUUUCUUGAAGUAUCAACAACUGAAAAAAUUCAAUCAUUUAAAAAUGAAAUGGAAGAACUUGAUAAACAACUUAAAUUUGUUUAUUCUGAGAAUCAAAAAUUACGUCAAAAACGUGAUGGUAUUGAUGAACGUUAUUCUGUUAUAUCAGCUGAAAUGAAUCGUUUUAAAGGUAUGCAAACAAGAUUAAAAAAUAAAAUUGAAGAUUGUACUGAACAACUUAAUGCAUUAACUGAUAGUGAUCAAAAUAUUGGUGUAUACAGAGAUGAAAUUGCUCAAUUUGAAGCUAAAAUAGCAACAGAUAAAGAAGCUGAAAAACAAUUACUUGAUGCAAAAGUAGAACUUGAUACACAAAGAACCAAUGCACAUGAAAUAUUUGAAGAACAACAAAAAAUAUUAACAGAUCUUGAAAAACAAAUAUCUCCAAUUAAAAAUAAAAUAAAACAAUUGGGUGAUGAAAAAAUAAAGCUUGAUGUUGAUUCAAGAUAUGCAACAAAACGUGUACAAGAUACACGUAAAAAAGUACAAGAAAUAACUGCUGAAGUUGAAACACAAAGACGUGUAACUGAAAAAUCAGUUAAUGAAGCUGAAAAACAUUGUUUAAGAGUUGAUACAAAAAGAUCAGCUAGUGAAAUUAAAAAAAUGUCAAGUCAACUUAAAGCUGAAAUUGAUGCUGUUAAAAGAGAACUUGGUAAUCGUGAACAAUUAUUUAAACAAUUAAAUGAACUUAGAACAAAACAUGGUGGUAUUAUUGAAUUUUUUCAAAAAUUAAAUGAAACAAAUGAAAAACAUUUAGAAAGAGUUGCACAAAGAAAACAUCAUUGGUCACGUAUGAAAAAAGAAAUGGGUUUCCAAAUUGAAAAUGCAUUUGAAUCAAUUUUACAAUUACGAGGUUAUCGUGGUUGGAUUAAAAUUGAUCAUCGUGAUAAAAAAUUAGAUCUUGAAGUAACACCACAAAAUACACAAGAACGUGCUGUUAAUGAUGCUAAAACUUUAUCUGGUGGUGAAAGAUCUUAUUCAACUGUUGCAUUUAUUUUAGCACUAUGGGAAUGUACAUCUGUGCCAUUUUAUUUUAUGGAUGAAUUUGAUGUAUUUAUGGAUAAAAUUAAUCGAAGAAUGGUUAUGGAUUGUCUUCUUGAACAUGCUAGAACACAUCGUCAAUGUCAAUUUGGAUUUUUAACACCUCUUGAUGCUUCAAUUGUCACUGCAAAUGAAAAUCUUAAAAUUCAUCGUAUGCACAAUCCAGAAAGAGAACAAGAACAACAAGAACAAUCAUAAAUUUUCUUCUCUUCAAGAGCAUGUACAUGAUAGCAAAAUAAAAAAAUAAAAUAAAAUAACAUUCGGUUCAAUGACAUUGUUAACAGCAAGAUUGUCAAGAUAAGUUUAUAUUUUUUUUUUAAAUUAAACAAAAAAAUUUAUACCCAGA